AUGAAUGAAUUAGAAGUAGAACUACAAGAACGUGCCGACCAACGUUGGACAAUGAAACCAAAACAAGAAACUUUGUCAUUUGAUAAAGGAUUCUUUUUGUCGGUCAAAGCCAUUCAACAAUUGAGAAAGAAGAAUAAUGGAAGAGUGAUUGUUGUUGGUGUAGCCGGACCAAGUGGUGCUGGAAAGACAUCUCUUGCCCAUAAAAUAGUAUCUGUUUUACCAAAGACUGUAUUAAUUUCAUUAGAUAACUAUUUGGAUUCAAGUAGACAGAUUAUAGAAGAGAAUUACGAUGAUUAUAGAUUGGUAGAUUUUGAGUUGUUGAGAAAGAAUAUUACGGAUCUCACGUCAAACAAGGCCACCGACUUGCCAUUGUACGAUUUCACCAAGAGUGGUAGAUACGCCUACAACAAUGUACAACCACCUGAAUCCAAGGUUGUCUUGAUCGAAGGUAUCUAUGCGUUGCACGAAGACGUCAGAGAUCUUUUGGACUUGCGUAUUUCGAUUUCUGGAGGUGUCCAUUUCGAUCUGAUCAAACGUAUCUUUAGAGACGUGCAUCGUACGGGUCAGCAACCACACGAGUCGCUGCAACAGAUCACCGACACGGUAUACCCCAUGUACAAGGCAUUCAUCGAGCCCGACUUGCAACUGGCCGAAAUCAAGAUUGUCAACAAGUUCAACCCGUUCUCGGGUCUCUUGAACCCCAUCUACAUCCUCAAGUCGCUCAAGCAGGUGACCGUCGACCAGGUGGUCUCUGUGCUCCAAAAGCAGCCCACUCAACACACUGCGCGUUACUAUGACAUCUACUUGAUCCCACCCGGUGUCGUGUUGUCCGAGUCAUCGUCGUACGACUGGAUCCGUGUGCGUAACAGCGACGGUAUCUACAGUAUCAUGUUUAGUGAGGAGAUUAAAGAGUCGGGCUUUAUCAUCUCACCGCGUGUCGAUUUUGUCGUCGGUGUCAACAUGCUCGGCGGUCUCAUGUCGCUCGGAUACCAGAUGGUCGCCAUUAUUCAUCGCAAGUCGACUAUAUUCAAGGACGGUAAGAUCAUCAUCUCAUUUGACGAACUCGAAGAGCUUGGUCAAACCUACAUCCAGAUCAAGGGUUUUGACGCUGCCUCUGUCCAAGAAGCUGGCACCAAACUCGGUUUGGAAAACCAAUACAUCCAGAAAUCCUACAUCGAAUUGUACAAUGAAAAGUACAAGAAAACAGCUCCUCUUGUUCAUGGACAAGUUGCCGCCCAAGCACCAAAUAACUUUUCACUUGCAGGCUUUAUUAAUCCAAAAUUUACUAGUUAUCAGUCACAACCAAUUACCCAAGUCAAAAAGCAAACUCGCUGUGGUAGUACCUUUGAUGCUACCACCACCCCAUCUGCCCUUCUCUCCUCUUUCAACGGCAGCGACUCUGACUCUUCCUCCUCAUCCUCAUCUUCUUUGGCAUCUCUUAUCUUGGCUGCAGUCGAUGGCAAAAAGACCACUUCUGUGGUAGCUUCUGCCGCCUCUGUUGCUGCUGCUGGAUUUGCCUCGUUGUCUUCUGAUGCCGCUGUCUCCUCCACCUCCACUUCUGUCACUUAUUUGGUAAGAGAAGUUAAAGAUCUUGGUGAUAGAGGGUGUAAGGAAGCUUUGGAGUUAUAUUCCCAAAGUUUCUUCACUCCAUGUGAACCCUCAGAGAGACACAUCUCCCAACUUGUCCAACACCACUUUUACCGUGUGAUUGUGAUGGAAGAAGAGUCGAUUGCUGAGGACGGAACCGUCAGCAGCAUCAUGGUAGUUGCAUGCGCCUUUAUCAUUGAAAUUGAUGAAUUUCGUGCUUACCAUCUCGACUAUUUCUGUGUCCAUCCAAGCAUGCGUGGUAACGGUGUCGGUGGUAAAUUCUUCCACCGUCUCCAAGACCAUCUUAGAGAGGACAAGAUCAAGAGAUAUCAAUUGGUUACACUUGAAAGUGAAACGAAAAUGGUUGGUUGGUACUUGAAACAAAACGCCAUUCACUUGAACGUUGAAAGCGACCAUCUUCUCGAAGAUGGUGCUGAAUUGCGUACAUGGUGGUUAUUGUUUGUUCCUUUGGGAACCACUGCCAAAGGUGAUUCGGACCAGCACUCAUCCAUGGUCAUCACCCCGUCCAACAAUGGUGACAACGAUCGUGUCCCCACUCAAUCGAUUGUUAUCGACGCUCAAUACUUGGCUCGUCAUGUCAAGGGUGUCAAGCAUCUUCUUGCCCUUGCUUCCAAGUAUCCUACUACAAUGCACAAGUUUAUGGCUAGUGGCAACGUUAGCAGUGCUAGUAGUAGCGAUAUCGGUGAAGACUACUCUAACGAUUCCGAUAGUAGCAGUAUUAGUAGUGGAUUUGAAACUUCCUAUUUGGAAGAUAUUUAUUCAAACUAUACUGACGACGACGACGAUGACGGCGACGAUGACGAUGACAAUUAUGAUAGCCACGACAACCACCACGACAAUGAUAUGGAUAACCAAGAAAUGUUUAGUUUCUUAGUUAAUACUUAA
Molecule: messenger RNA, 2493 nt
Organism: Cavenderia fasciculata
Lineage: Eukaryota; Evosea; Eumycetozoa; Acytosteliales; Cavenderiaceae
Gene: udkC
Product: adenylate cyclase domain-containing protein
Exons: 6
Coding region: 1-2493 (830 amino acids)
Cellular component (GO): cytoplasm
Molecular function (GO): kinase activity; ATP binding; acyltransferase activity, transferring groups other than amino-acyl groups
Source: RefSeq, a predicted model, not a curated record